This is a messenger RNA of Staurois parvus, 381 nucleotides long. The record is from the annotation of a GenBank genome assembly. NCBI's taxonomy places the organism in Eukaryota, Metazoa, Chordata, Amphibia, Anura, Ranidae.
AUGUGCGUCUUUGUCGUCUGCUCACACUGCUGGGUUCCAUGCCUGUGUUCCAGUUUUAAACCUAGGCCUGUGUAUGGCUUCCGAAUAUGCUGCUGCCUCCACCGCCACCCUGCGCCAUGUGCCUCUGUCGUCUGCUCACGCUGCUGACGGCUUCCGCUUUUUAACCUAGGCCUGUGUAUGUUUCCGAAUACUGCUGCCUCCACCGCCACCCUGCGCCAUGUGCCACUUUCGGGUCUCCUCACACUGCUGCCAGGUCCAGAGUGUGUCAUGGGUCCCUGUACGGCCUCCCAUUGCUGCUGACUUCAUCGCCAGACUCUGCCAUGUGCCACUUUCAGGUCUCCUUACACUGUUGGUGGGUUCCAUUUUGUGAUAGGGUGCUGU